AUGGCCUCCUUUCGGGCGCUUCGAUCUCAGUAUGCUUCGCGGCUAAAGCAAUUCAUUGCCUCAGCUAAAGAAUUCGAAGUCCUCGCAACAGUGCCCCCUAGUCAUGCCUCAUUGCCUAAAACACUAUACGUGCUAGACUCGUCGUUCAAUCCUCCUACACGCGCCCACCUCCGCAUUGCCAGCUCCGCACUCCUAGAACAACUAGAGCCAGGCUCUCGUCUGCUUCUUCUGCUUGCCACUCAGAAUGCCGACAAACCAUCUAAGCCGGCGCCCUUUGAGGACCGUCUGGCUAUGAUGGAACUCUUUGCGCAUGACAUACGGUCUCACCUUGCAGCGAUACACUCUUCGACAACAGCCUCUUCAAUGGAACAUAUUCCCACAAUUGACAUCGCUGUCACCAAGAAACCUUACUUUAUCGAUAAGGCGGCGGCCAUUGAAGCUUCGGAUCACUAUCCAUCCCCCCUGGAGCAAGUUCAUCUCGUGGGCUACGAUACAUUGAUCCGUAUCUUCAAUCCCAAAUAUUACCCCCCAGAGCACACGCUACAGCGUCUCGGGCCCCUGUUCUCCCAGCAUCGGUUGCGGGUGACAUUGCGACCUGGCGAUGAUUGGGGUGACAGGGAAGAGCAGGAGGGGUUCCUUGCCAGUCUCGCUCGUGGGGAUCGAGAAGCUGAAGGCGCACCGAGGGAAUGGGCACAGAAAAUCCAGUUCAUUGAGGGCAGGAAGCCUGAAGACCCGCCAGUCAGCUCCACCAGAGCUCGCGAGGCCGCACAGUCCGCUCCUCAAGAUCUGGAAUGGCUGGUCCCGGAUAAUGUGCGGCAAUUUGUGUUAUCUGAAAGGCCAUACUCGGAGGAAAGCCCGGGUACUAGGAUAUGA
Messenger RNA from Penicillium cataractarum, 873 nucleotides. Its product is annotated as nicotinate-nicotinamide nucleotide adenylyltransferase. Gene Ontology annotation, molecular function: ATP hydrolysis activity; nicotinamide-nucleotide adenylyltransferase activity. Gene Ontology annotation, cellular component: cytoplasm; nucleus. NCBI's taxonomy places the organism in Eukaryota, Fungi, Ascomycota, Eurotiomycetes, Eurotiales, Aspergillaceae. The record is from RefSeq and is a predicted model, not a curated record. The transcript has a single exon. Bases 1 to 873 code for a protein of 290 amino acids.